CAAGUGUCUUUUGUUUCAUUCGGCAAUUCAUAUUCCGGAAGUGAUAAACAAUACCAACUAGUACUCUCGUGAUGACACUGGAAAACAAUUAACCUCUUCGUUCUCGCGUGCUUCUUAUGGUACACUUUUUUUCAUCACUCCAACGCGUCCGAUAAAAAUCCGUAUUUUCAGCAGAUCAAUACGACCAAAUCUUCCAUUUAGAACUUACGAACGCAUUGAGAAAUGCACUCAAUUAUCUAUCAUAUGUGCAACAUGACACGUCGUUUUUAGGUUAAGGGUCUCUCGUGCUUUUCGUACGACAGUCUUCUGCUAGAUAAUCAGCGCCACUCGCGCAACCCGCGUAACUUCAGAAUCGCGUAUCGUCAUCGACGAGGCGCCUGUUAUUGUCGAAACCGCGUGAAAUAUUAUUGAUGCCGCAAGACGAGUAUUUCUCGAGCAAUUCCGAAUUUUAUUCGCACGACGCUGUUUUCUCACAAGCGUCGAGUCGCGCACUUGACUCGCGCGUUGACGCUGCUGACUUCCGGUGGAGACAAGCCCAUGUGGACGAUUGCAGCGAGUAUCUUAGUCAGUUCGUGAUCAGCGUGUUUUUGGUGCGCUACUUUUAUCACGCACGUUAAAGAUCUUGCGGUUAUUCGUGUUACUUCGGAUUCUGUUGCGUCGCCAUGGCGGACCUAGAUGAUUUCUUUGCUAAAAAGGAUCGUAAGAAGGCUAAGGGCAAGAAGUUCACCACGACUGAUGAGGUCGCCAAGAAGCUGGAAGAGGGCAAGCGACUUGAGAAGCCCAAGCCGAAGGAGAAACCAGCGAAUCCCGAGGGCGAAGAGUCUCAGCAGACCGAGGAUGAGGAUGAGUGGAAGGAAUUUGAGGAAGAGAAGAAGGAUUACAGUGGUUUGAAGAUUGGACAUUUGACAGUAAACGACAGUCUCGAUGCUGAAUCUGACGAUGAGAGAGGCACUGGUGAGAAUAGUUCAGACGGAGAAUCUGGAGAAGGUGGCACAAAACAUUCGGGACCAUGGAAGAAGCCAGAUCUCCCACCGGAAGCACCAGAAGUAACGGCGCCGCCGGCACCACCACCGUCUACCGGUGGAAAUACCGGAACCAGCGGCGGUGGUGGUGGUGGUGGCGGCGGCGGCGGCGGCGGCGGCGGCGGCGGCGGCGGUGGUGGUGGUGGAGGUGGAAGUUACAAAGCACCGCAUUUAAGAAAUCAACCUGCUUUCCCUAGUCCACGACUGCGAGGCAGGAAUGUCGCGCCUGAUAUACAUAGCGAAGAAUACUUCCCCACCCUGAAUUCCAAGCCUCAGCCAAAUAAUAACGGCAGUAGUCCAUGGGGAAGACGGCGGCGAGAUGAAGGAGUAUUCGAGGAAGUUCGCAACCGCGGUGGCAGCAGAUCGUAUAAUGUACAGGACUCGCAAGCUCAAGCGCCCAAGCUUUCUCUGGGUAACAAAUAUGGCGCUCUGUCGCAAGAUCAAAGCUGAAAACACCUAUCCCGAUCAAAUCAAACGACAUGCAAUCAAUAUCACAUCGUCGCCGCUCUCCGUUUCGUGGCCCAGCUGCGCCGGGAAAAUCUAUUUUCUAGACUAGGAUCCAACGUGUAUCAUAGUAUGCGUAUGCACGUACACACGCCCCCCCCGUUCUGCAAAGUUCGGGGAUGCUAAUUCCGGUUCUCAUCGACGGUUUUACAGUGAUCGCGCGGUGGAUCGUCGAAUCUAGGUAUCUGCACGUGCGCCCAUGGACCAUGUAACUCAAAAUGAAUAUCGUGCAUGUAUGCAAGCUUAUUUUCAUAUCGUGUAAACACGUGGUUGGAAGUCAAGUUUUAUAUUUCAUUUUGUAAUCAGCAUAGUGUAUAGUAUGCUACUUCCAGAAGAGUGUCAGGGCGGCAGAAGGAUGCCAAGCGUUUCGACGCUGAGUGAAAUCCUCCGAAUGGUGAAUUGGAAUGACGUUGUCGACGCGAAUAGGCGCAUCAUUAGGCGAAUUGUAGUCUAAAAAGAUUGUUCGUUAAAGUAUUUUAUGUGGUAUUCACACUUUUUUUUUAUACGGUGCUACGUUUGGUUUAGCGUGCAUACUUACUGCCACGAUCGAUGCCUUCUCAUUGAGUAUUAUCGGUAUAGAUAGGACAGAUCGCGUUGGCAUCCGAACACGAUAAACCCUCGAGAUCGGUGUGUCAACACCGCAAUAUCGAAAAAUUAUAUAAUUAAUCUUAGCAGUUCCAUGAGAACUAUUCUCAAACCACUUUCAAAUGGUUACGAGAUGCUUCUUGGGCUCUCUCUAUCUCCACUUUCGAGGGAGAGUGUCGCUUCGCUCAAAAUGGCAACGUGCGUCAACGAAGGGAAAUUUCUAGGUAAAUUAAUUAAGAUAUAUAUGUAUAUACUAUUAACAUCUACUAAUAAUGCAAAGACUUACAUAGGAUUUUCGUUAUACACGCUCGUCGAUUUCAAUCAUCGUUAUUUCUUUGGGCAAAAGAAUAAUAAACAUGAAUGUGAAACGCGACGAACGUUGUCGCGAGACAAAUGUACGUAGUCUAUACAAUCUAAUGAGAGAUAUAUCUGCAUGCACUCGUGUUGAGUAAAGAAAAUCCUAUGUACGACUUUCUUAACGAUUAUAUACUUUUUGUUGAUGUAAGAGUUUCUUUCUCGAGACGAAGAGUGCAGCGCAUAGAUAUCAAAUCCGUUUCUUCAGAAACGGUUUCUCAUUGUUGGCAAAUUCUUCCCGGCGGGAAAACGCGUGUUGUUUUCGGGGCACAAUGAAGAGAAUGCCAUACGGAAACGGUAGAUAAUAAUAAUAAUAAUUCUUGUAUAGCGUGUGAUAAAAUGUGAUUAUUUAUAAAUAAAUUUCUUAGGAUAACUCGUAUGUACUGCCUCUGAGCAUUUUUGAUUUGCCGUACUGUACAUCAUCGAUCAUACCGAUUCCCGAAGCAAAGAGAAGCGUAGCGCUCGGAUUACUCGCACGCAUGCGGGCCGAUCGUCUUUCUGGGAGCGCAAUCUGCGCCGUAAACACACGGGACUUCGGAUAAACAACGCAUUGUAACGCCAGGAGAAAUUGAAUUCAAGCAGGCGGAAACGCAACACCGGUGCCUCUCGAGAAUAGUUUCGAAUUGAUUUUGGUCGCCGCGGCGACACGGACUAGCCUGCCCUUUGUUACAGAAUAGUUGAGAUACAAUAAUUUUAUCGCUACUGUUACACAUGAGAGCGAGCGAUAGAAUGACAGGAAGUGAGAGUACGCGAAAGUGUGGGGUGCGAGCGUAUAUACGUGGCGUAUAUAUUUAAUAAAACUCAAUCACAAGAUA
This is a messenger RNA of Linepithema humile (Argentine ant), 3280 nucleotides long. RefSeq names its product protein CDV3 homolog. The record is from RefSeq and is a predicted model, not a curated record. Lineage: Eukaryota; Metazoa; Arthropoda; Insecta; Hymenoptera; Formicidae. Gene Ontology annotation, cellular component: cytoplasm.